AUGUCGGAAGGUGACAACCAACGCCCAGACACGAUGGCCCAGGAAGCCGACAACAAGGCUGCCACAGACCGGGCUCAUGAUGUCGGGCCUGAUGUCCAAGAAGCUGCGCAGCCCAAACCCAGUCUUUUGAAGAAGAUACAGACAAAAUUGAAUCUUGAUAUUCCCACCCUUUUACUGAUGCUCAAGGGUGGACUGCCUCCAGCCAUUGCACUUGCAGCUUAUCAGAGUGAUGCUUGGGCUAAACAAUACUCGACCUUGGGAUACCUGAUUGCAAUCACGUCUUUUCUGUCUCUUCCAAUCCUGCCGCGGGCAAAGUUUGUCCAGUCCAUGACAAUUUCCAUCGUCACCAUCUGUUUUGCUGCUGCCGUUGCCUUGCUCACGAUACAAUGCGCCGUUGCUGCCCGCCAACGCGCAGCCCAGAAUCCCAAUUCUACGACCACUGGUUCCUCCGGUAGUAAACAAAGUCUGGAAUACAGCACGGCGGCUAAUGUCACGGCCUGUGUUUGGCUGUUCUUUUGGCUAUGGAUCGCGAACACGUUGCGAGCAGCCCGUCCCCAGCUCUUAAUCGUAUCGAUUCAAUUUACCAUCUUCGUGGUUGUCGCUUCCACCUAUACUCCGACAUUUCCGAAUAUGACGGCCGGCAUAGGUUUUGUGGAGCGACUGUUGAAGGUGUUUCUGACUGGGUAUGGUCUGGCAACUGCUGUCUCACUCUUCAUUAUACCAUUCUCUUCGAGGUUGAUUGCCAAAAAGCAAAUUGCUGGCGUGCUCGACUUGAUGAAGGUCUCCCUUUCCAUCCACACCGCCUAUCUGCACGGCAUAACCACCUCUCAAUCUGGCAGUCCUGGUCUUCUAGACGAGGAUGGCAACCCGCUGCCAUUGCAUGAGAACCCCGAGGCGCGAGUGUCCAUGAAGGUUGCUGAAGAAUCGGCUCAAAAGCUGAAAGCAACACUCCAAAAAGCCACUCAACUGUUCGGGCAGCUGAAGCUCGAGAUCGGCUUUGCUAAGAAAGAGAUUGGAUGGGGCAAGUUACAACCAGAAGACUUCGGCCGAAUUUGGGAACGGUUGCAGAACAUCCUCCUUCCUGUUGCAGGACUGUCAACCUUUGUGGACAUUCUCCAAUCUGUGAAACGCCACAAAGCUGAAGGGGAAAAUUUAAUUCCUGACUUGGAUGCCAUCGAGGCGAUCAGGCGACUGGAGGCGGAAGAAUGGCAUGAAGUCGUUGUCAUGUCUCGUAUUCCAUUCUGGAAAAUGAAGACUACUUUGGUCGACGGGCUGACACAUGUUGCCUAUGUGUUGGAACUCACGCCUCGGCCAAAGACCCCCACGAAAGACGUCGAGACCACCGCGGGAUCAUCUCCAGGUCCAGGACACCCGGCAUUUGCCCAGUAUCUGAUGGACCAGAUGGCCAUUUUCCAAGAGCACCGGCGAGAGACCAUGCGAAAGUGGUGCGAGAAAAAAGGUAUAGAAGUACCCUCGAAAUUUUGGGAAGACACAUCCUCUCAAUACAAUUUCGAGGACGUAGGUUCUCUCCAGGAGGCUGUUCGACAAAGGCAGAACCACCAGCAACUCUAUCUGAUCCUUUAUCUCGAGUAUCUACUCUUCGCGGUUUGUCACGCGGUGUUGGACUUUGUCCUCUUCGCAGACUCGAAGGUGGAAGACGGCACCAUGAGAAAGAACAAGCUGAUCUUUCCCGGGUGGCGACGGAUUCGCAAGUUACUGCAAAGCGCAUUCACACAGACGGACGCCAGUGAAGGCCUUCAAGAUGGACCGGCAUCAGGUAUUUACAUAUGGGUGGGAGACUCUCUUCAGAAACACAAAGACCCAGAACAUCUACCGCCAACGAACGUGUACCAGCGCAUGACCGACCACCUUAGGUCUGUCCCGAAGUUUCUGGCUUCGGAUGCUUCGCAUUUCGGUUUCCGGGCAGCAACUGCGAGCAUCAGCCUAGCCAUCAUUGGAUAUCUGCGCCAAACCCAUGCAUUCUAUCUGGCUCAACGUGGAAUCUGGGCCGUCAUCAUGGUCGCUAUCAGCAUGGGCGCACAUGCCGGAGCCGGUGUCCAAGGAUUCAUCUUGCGUAUCGUAGGGACUGCUAUUUCGAUGGUCAUCUCGAUCACUGUGUGGUAUAUGGGCGACCAGAAACCGGCAGCUGUCAUUCCGCUGAUCUACUUGGUGUUUGUGUGCGGCAUUUACGUGAUAUUAAAACACCCCAAACAGCUCAUCACGGCCGUCAUUUCGAUUGUCACUACGAUUUUGAUUAUUGGCUACGAACUUCAAGACAAAAAAGUCGGCACGAAGGUCCUCAGCAGUAAUGGACAGGCCUUCUACCACGUUUACUUGCUCGCCCCCUACCGUCUGGUCAGCGUCGUGGCAGGCCUAGGUGUCGCUUUCUUCUGGACAUACUUCCCAUAUCCCAUUACCACGCACGCAACGCUCCGCAAAGAUCUUGGCUCUACCCUGUACCUGAUGGCCAACUACUACUCCUGCAUGCACUCCACCGUCGAGAUCCGCCUCCGCACAAACGCCGACCUCGCAAUUGAUAAGAAAAACGACCCCAUGCGCAAGCUAUCCAAGGCGCGGCGCAGGGUGUUUGAUAAACUGAUCGUCAUGUUGAACCGGCUGCGCGAACACAGCCAGUUCCUCAAGUACGAGCCGACGUUUGGCGGGAAGUUCCCCAAGGAGACCUACGACGAAUUGAUCGUGCACAUGCAGUCCCUGUUCAACUACAUGGCGCUCACGGCGUACUCGAGCAACGCGUUCUCCAGCGAGAACGAGGAAUCCGAGUGGCUGAAGCUAUUCAAGCGCAUCACCGCGAACUCGACAAUCACCUCGCACGCGCUGACCUCGACCCUGUGCCUCGUCUCGGCCAGCAUCACUAACUCCCAGCCCCUGCCGCCGUACCUCUCCGUCGCGCGCCCGAUCGACAUCGCCGGCCAACUCGCCGCCAUCGACCCAGGCAUUCUCAGCGUCAAACACAUCAAGGAGCCGUGCUACGCGGCUUUCGCCGUCAUGGAGAUUGCGAGCAUCCUCAUCAUGCAGGAGAUGGUCGCCGUGCUGGCCAAGGUCCGCGAACUCGUUGGGGAGGUCGACUUCUCAGUGCAUUUUGGCACGCCUGGCACGAGUGUCCAGAGUCAGUCAACGUUAGACGAGAAGAAGGACUUGGCCAACGGUGGUGACGACUCCGGUAGAAAGGGCAAGGUUGAUUAA
Messenger RNA from Fonsecaea erecta, 3204 nucleotides. RefSeq lists its product as hypothetical. The transcript has 3 exons. NCBI's taxonomy places the organism in Eukaryota, Fungi, Ascomycota, Eurotiomycetes, Chaetothyriales, Herpotrichiellaceae. The record is from RefSeq and is a predicted model, not a curated record. Bases 1 to 3204 code for a protein of 1067 amino acids.